GAUAGGUCAGCUUACAUAUUUCGAUACAUCAUUGUUAGAUAUUCUUAAACUAAAUUUAUUGAGAGUUAACACAGUAUGAAAGGAACGAAACAAUGUAAAGAACGUAUAUAAAGAAUCACGGCUACACGAAACUACGUCUGCUCCGAAACGCGCCUGAUUGGCAAGAGACCGGAGCACACGUCGCUCGGCUACAAGAACCGAAUACUUGAUCGUUUACACAUGCGCACUUUCUAUCGUAUCGAUUAUCCUAUCUAUCGAUUUAAACUUCGAUUACAUACAUCGAUUAUAUAUCCCUUAACAAUCAUAAUUAGUUAUUCAUCCUAUUAAUAAAAUAAUAACAUUUAUUAAUUAAAUAAUAUAUAUACAUUUAUAACUUAGUAAUUGUAUUGCUUAGAAUGUUUCAAUUAAACUUUGAGCGGAUACUUCAACCGUGGUUCUGGAUUGAUUGGCUCUACUAUCUGUCGAGUAAUGGAAAAGAAUUUAAAUCAGUACUUAAUAAAUUUCAAAAAUUUUCAAACGAGGUAAUACGCAAGAAAAAAUCUUUACGGCAAUCACAAAGCAACCAUGUCAGUAUAAAUAAUGAAGACGAAUUUGACAUAGGUGCACAACAGAAAACAGGCUUUUUAGAAUUGCUGUUAGACGAGAACGAAAAAACUGACAAUCCCUUAAGUGAUGAUCAAUUGCAGGCACAGGUUCAUACAUUUUUGCUUGCAGUGAGUCAAAAGUUUUAUUUUCAUGUAUUUCAAUUGCUAUUGGUUUUAUAA
Molecule: messenger RNA, 764 nt
Organism: Ooceraea biroi (clonal raider ant)
Lineage: Eukaryota; Metazoa; Arthropoda; Insecta; Hymenoptera; Formicidae
Product: cytochrome P450 4C1
Molecular function (GO): monooxygenase activity; oxidoreductase activity, acting on paired donors, with incorporation or reduction of molecular oxygen; heme binding
Source: RefSeq, a predicted model, not a curated record